AUGGCUUAUAAUCCUUAUGGCAACAAUCCCUACGGCGCGCCUCCUGCCUAUGGAGGUUACCCCGGAUCAAACAAUGCCCCUCCAGGAAUGGCUCCUCCACCUGGUCUAGGACCUCCUCCAGGCAUGUCUUCUGCUCCAGGAAUGGCACCUCCAGGUGUCCAGCAGUCUAGCGCCCAACAAGCUAAUCGUCCAAGCGGCCUACCACCCAGCUUCCAAGCGCCCGCCAACAUGCCCAACAUCAACUUCAACGCCCCCGUGAUCCGACUCGGUACCUCGCAGCAAGGGAAGCCCGGUACACCCACGGGAGGACGUGAGCCCCCAAGCGGUGGACGACCUGGCCUCGGUAUGGAUCGAGGAAUGGACCGCGAUCGAGGAGCGAGAGAGGUUGUUCAAGUGCUUGUGCCUCCUACGAACGAAGAGAAGCUCCGAACGAUCUUUAUACAUCAGAUUUCUGAAGGCGUUGGCGGUGACGAUGGUAUUCAACGAUUGUUGAGUGCUGUUGGAAAGCUGCGCAAGUGGGAUUCUGCUGCUAGUGUCACAGAAGAUCACAAGGGGGUUAAGUUUGGUUUUGCUCUUUUUGAGGAUCCGUGGUCGCUUAGCACAGCAGUCAAGCUACUUCACGAGGAACAGAUCGAAGUUCCCGUGAAGCGCCAACCGGUUGCGGUCGACGGUCCAAAAGACGAUUACGAGGGUAUCGAAAAGACAAAGCUUCAAGUUACGGUCGACGAGAGUUCACUCAAGUAUUUGGAGUCUUAUGAAGAGUCUCAAGAUGGAUCCAUUGGGAUCGAGAAGCUCGAAGCUGCUAGACUUGCAUUGAAGGAUGUUGUUCGCGAUUUGUUCUACCCCAAGACGAAUAUCAUCAGCGAAGACGUCACGAUGGGCAAUACCGAGGGUGAAAACGUCGAAGUGGUCAAUAUUCCUUUGGCUCAGGAGGACGAGCUUGCCGAUAUUCCUGCUGAGAUGCGAGAAGUCGUUGCCCAAGAGAUUGCUGCUUUCCGUGAGAGGAGCAAUCAACGAGACCUCGAGCGCCUACGAAAGGAAGAAGAAAUGGAGGAGAUGGAGCGACGACGAAAUGGACCAUCACGAUCUCGACUCGAUUCACCACCCAGUACAAACAACGUUCCUCUCGGCCCAAGAGGUAGCAUAGCGAAUGCCCCAUCAGGCCCCAAGGGACAAAACGGACGAGUCGCCUUUGUGAAUGGUGGUAUUUCCAACACCGACCUCUCCAUUCACCAAGAAGACGAAGAUACAGAUGCCGACGAUGAAGAGCUUUACCAACGACAAAAGUCAAAGAAGGAUGAAGAAGACGAAAAGGUUUACCUCGAAGCUGAACGAAAGUGGUCAAACCGAGAACGAUCAAGACAAGCAGCUAUAGAACGAGAACAAGAGCGAGAACGUCAAGACGCCGAGUCAUUCGAGCAACGGAAGCAAGAACAGCUGGAGAGAGAAAAGGCCUGGGAUGAUGAGAAAGAGGCUAGUCGCAAAUCACACCCAUACUACCGCGACCACAGCGCCUGGGCUCGUAAGCGAGCAGCAGACCGUGCAGACGAAGAAGCACAAGACGAAGCAGACCGAAGAGCAGAGCAUGAUGAACAGCGUCGCGAAAAGGUCGAGAUGGAACGUGCACGCGGUAUGGCCGACUCGUUCCUCGACAAGCAAGCUGAAGAAAUGGAAGAACGACAAGCUCCCGCCGCAGCACCGCAGCCAUUCAAGCUAUCCCUCGGAGCCGCGGCUCAGAAGGCCCAGGCAUCCAGGGCAGCUCCCCAACGGCGCACCAUUGCAGAGGUUGAAGGUCUGCUGGAUGAUGAAGAAGCUGACGCUUCUACCAAGCGACAGUUGAUCCCUAUUAAAUUCGAGCCUUCUUCUGCUACGGCGCAUAUGACGGAUGAGGAAAUCUCACAGGCUGUUAGGUCUCUGGCUCAGGAGAUUCCAUCGGAUAAGGAUGGUCUUUGGGGUUGGGAUGUCAAGUGGGAUUUCAUGGAUGGUGCUGUCAUUAAGGAUAAGCUCCGACCGUUUGUUGAGAAGAAGAUUGUUGAGUAUCUUGGUGUUCAAGAGGAGAUGCUUGUUGAAGCAGUUGAAGAGCAUCUUCGUGCUCAUGGCACAGCAGCUGCUUUGGUUGAAGAACUAGAAGGCGCCCUCGACGACGAAGCAGAAGAUCUUGUCAAGAAGCUCUGGCGUAUGGUCAUCUUCUUCACCGAAAGCGAGAAACGAGGUCUACCAGCAUAA
Molecule: messenger RNA, 2226 nt
Organism: Fusarium coffeatum
Lineage: Eukaryota; Fungi; Ascomycota; Sordariomycetes; Hypocreales; Nectriaceae
Exons: 4
Coding region: 1-2226 (741 amino acids)
Biological process (GO): mRNA processing
Cellular component (GO): spliceosomal complex
Molecular function (GO): mRNA binding
Source: RefSeq, a predicted model, not a curated record